CUCCAGCUUCGGAGCGCCGCCGUCCGCGUCCACACCACUGCGCUUCCGUGGAUCCAAAAUUCCGUCUGUCUCACGUGCUUUGUGAAUAUAAAAGCUCUCUGUUUCCCUUCAUCAUGUGUAGUGUGUCACCAGACAAACGGCGAAAGAUGGAGUCGGCGUUAGAGCAGCUGAAGAAAUACACGGUGGUCGUGGCGGACACCGGAGACUUCAAUGCCAUUGAAGAGUACAAGCCCCAGGAUGCCACCACCAACCCCUCCCUCAUCCUGGCCGCUGCCAAGAUGGCCGCCUACCAGCAUCUGGUCGACCAGGCCAUCAAAUACGGCAUCGCCAAGGGCGGACCUGAGGAGGAGCAGGUGACCAACACCAUGGACAAGCUGUUUGUGAGCUUCGGCCUGGAGAUCCUCAAGAAGAUCCCAGGCAGGGUUUCCACGGAGGUGGACGCCAGGCUUUCGUACGAUAAGGAUGAGAUGGUGGCUCGGGCCCUGCGGAUCAUUGCCUUGUAUGAAGAGGCCGGUAUCAAGAAGGACCGUGUUCUCAUCAAGCUCUCCUCCACAUGGGAAGGCAUCCAGGCUGGCAGGGAGCUGGAGGAGAAGCACGGGGUUCACUGCAACAUGACCCUGCUGUUCUCCUUCGCCCAGGCAGUGGCCUGCGCCGAGGCCAAGGUCACCCUCAUCUCACCCUUUGUGGGGCGCAUCAUGGACUGGUACAAGGACAACACGGCCCAGAAGAGCUACGAACCCCAUGAGGACCCAGGUGUGAUCAGUGUGACUAAGAUCUACAACCACUACAAGAAGUAUGACUACACCACGGUGGUGAUGGGAGCUUCCUUCAGGAACACUGGGGAGGUCAAGGCCCUGGCCGGCUGUGACCUGCUUACCAUUUCCCCCAGCCUGCUGGGAGAGCUGAGCAAGGACCACAGCGCCAUCACGCCAAUGCUCACGGUUGAGAAAGCCAAGGCCUGUGAUUUGGAGAAGGUUCACCUGGAUGAGAAGGAAUUCCGCUGGCAACACAACGAGGACCGCAUGGCCGUGGAGAAGCUCUCUGACGGCAUCCGCAAGUUCGCCGCCGACGCCAUCAAGCUGGAGACUAUGAUCAAGGAGAAGAUGCUGAACGUGAAGAACGGCCAGUAAAGCGGGACCAGACGUUCAGCCCUCCCCGCAGGAAAUGGUGAUGGUUGUACGACAACCACCACUGGGGGCCCAAGGGACCAAACUCGCCCACCUCCCCUGACCCCAAAGUGGGACCCCCUCAACAACGGAACACCUCGCCACUGUAGGCUUGGAUUGACUAUGAUUUACUGUGUUUUUGUCUUGACUUUGAACGUAGUCAAUGCAGAGAUUGAUUUCAAUUGUUACUCCAGCACUGAUGCAAUGCUCUUUUUGUAAAUUACUGCUACUUGCCCCACUGCAGAUUUGGUCAGAGGAGCGAAUGCACAACGGUCAGGUUCAGUCCAGCCUUUUUUACUCAUCAGUCCUUUUAGCGAUGCUCUAGAAAAACAACUUCAAACUGUAACAAUUAUGAACAUUCCUCAGGAAAUUAUAAAAAAAUAAUGAUUUAACGGUUUCACCAAUUAAAGUCUUUCCUCAGUGAA
Molecule: messenger RNA, 1591 nt
Organism: Coregonus clupeaformis (lake whitefish)
Lineage: Eukaryota; Metazoa; Chordata; Actinopteri; Salmoniformes; Salmonidae
Product: transaldolase
Exons: 8
Coding region: 114-1130 (338 amino acids)
Biological process (GO): carbohydrate metabolic process; pentose-phosphate shunt, non-oxidative branch; pentose-phosphate shunt
Cellular component (GO): intracellular anatomical structure; cytoplasm
Molecular function (GO): transaldolase activity
Source: RefSeq, a predicted model, not a curated record